Mus pahari (shrew mouse) is the source of this 4437-nucleotide messenger RNA. RefSeq names its product F-box protein 38 (gene Fbxo38). Gene Ontology annotation, biological process: protein K48-linked ubiquitination; SCF-dependent proteasomal ubiquitin-dependent protein catabolic process. Gene Ontology annotation, molecular function: protein binding. Gene Ontology annotation, cellular component: nucleus; cytoplasm. NCBI's taxonomy places the organism in Eukaryota, Metazoa, Chordata, Mammalia, Rodentia, Muridae. The coding region runs from base 291 to 3884 and encodes 1197 amino acids. The transcript is spliced from 22 exons. The record is from RefSeq and is a predicted model, not a curated record.
GAAAGACCACGCUUACCAUGGCCGCUUCGCUAGGGCGGAGCCACACCUAACAUGGACGCGGUGAGGCCCGCCCAGGCCCAGCCCCUGAUGACACUUCUUCGGAAGACGCUAGAGGCGGCGGAAGCGGAAGCGCUGCGGAGGUGGGGGCCGCAGGAAGAGUCUGUCGCGAUUCUAGGUCCCUCUCCACCACAAAAACAGACGGAGGGCCGGCGUAAGUGAGCCGCGGCCUGGGAGGCUGUCGCGACGGUGGAGGUGUUUUGAACUAACUUUGACACUGAGGGAGCACAGCCAUGGGACCACGAAAGAAAAGUGCUAAAGUGUGUGUGAUGGACAGUGAGGUCACUGAGGAAAUGACAGCCGAUGAAGAGAAGGACUACAUGAACCAGCUGUCACAUGAAGUGCUCUGUCAUAUUUUCAGGUACCUGCCACUGCAGGAUAUCAUGUGCAUGGAAUGCCUUUCUCGGAAGCUAAAGGAAGCAGUGACUCUGUAUCUGAGGGUUGUGAGAGUGGUGGAUCUCUGUGCAGGGCGGUGGUGGGAGUAUAUGCCAAGUGGCUUCACAGAUUCCAGUUUCCUAACCCUUUUGAAGAAGAUGCCAGAUGUUGAACAGCUGUAUGGCCUUCACCCUAGAUAUCUCGAGAGGCGGAGAGUGAGGGGCCAGGAGGCUUUCAGCAUCCCAGGAGUCUUGGAAGCUUUGCAAGCAUGCCCAAACUUGGUGGGUGUAGAAACAUCUCAUUUGGAGUUGGUAGAAUCCAUUUGGACAUAUAUGCCGCAUGUUCAUAUUUUGGGGAAAUUUCGUAAUCGUAACGGAGCAUUUCCGAUUCCUCCUGAAAAUAAACUGAAAAUCCCCAUAGGAGCCAAAAUCCAAACUUUGCAUUUAGUUGGUGUCAAUGUUCCUGAAAUCCCUUGUAUCCCUAUGCUAAGGCACCUGUACAUGAAGUGGGUGAGACUCACUAAACCACAGCCGUUUAAAGAUUUCCUUUGCAUCAGCUUGCGAACUUUUGUCAUGAGGAACUGUGCAGGACCAACAAACUCCUUGAAAUACGUGCCCUUGGUAACAGGUCUGGCAUCGGCCCGUAACCUGGAACACUUAGAAAUGGUUCGAGUCCCUUUCCUGGGAGGUCUCAUCCAACAUGUGGUUGAGGACAGCUGGCGAUCAGGUGGUUUUAGGAACUUGCAUACUAUUGUCUUAGGAGCUUGCAAGAAUGCCCUGGAAGUAGACCUUGGCUACCUCAUCAUCACUGCUGCACGUAGGUUACAUGAAGUUCGCAUCCAGCCUUCUUUAACCAAAGAUGGUGUCUUUUCUGCCCUAAAGAUGGCAGAAUUGGAGUUUCCCCAGUUUGAAACCCUUCAUCUGGGAUAUGUAGAUGAGUUCUUGCUACAGAGCAGAAUGGCGAAUGCAGAUUUGGUGAAGUAUGGUUUGGCUGAUGUGGUAGAAAAUCCUGGUAUCAUUACCGAUAUAGGGAUGAAGGCAGUCAAUGAAGUUUUUUCCUGUAUCAAAUAUCUGGCAAUUUAUAACUGUCCUCAUCUACACAACCCAUACAAUUGGAUCUCAGACCACUCUAGGUGGAUGCGACUGGUUGAUAUCAACCUCGUGCGGUGCCAUGCUUUGAAGCUGGAUUCUUUUGGCCAGUUUGUUGAAUUAUUGCCCAGCCUGGAGUUUAUUUCUCUGGACCAGAUGUUCCGUGAGCCACCCAAGGGCUGUGCUCGAGUCGGUCUGAGUGCAGGAACUGGAAUUGGGGUUUCCUCAGCGCUUGUCAGCAACCAGAAUUCCAACAAUGACAAUGACAAUAAUGCUCCGAAUAACAAUGCCAACCUCCAUGAUAACAAUCACCAUCACCCAGAUGAUUCGGAUGACGACAAUGACUUUCGUCCAGACCUACAAGCAGGAGAGGCACAAUUUGCAGCCGAUGCAUUGAAUGAGAUGGAAGACAUGGUCCAGGAAGAAGGAGAGCUGGUAGCCGAGAGUGGAAAUGGUAUGCCAGCUCACAAUCAGGGAGUUCUUCCUAUGGAUGCUGAUGAGGAACAAGCAGGACCUAGUGGUCUACAACGCGUGGUAAAGCCUACACCAAUUGCUGAUCACGAUUCAGAGAGCGAUGAUGAAGAAGAUAGUUUAGAACUCCAAGAAGUCUGGGUUCCUAAGAAUGGUGGCCGGCGUUACUCAGAACGGGAAGAAAAGACUGGAGACUCAGGACAGUCCAGAGAAACGGCAGUGAGUGGGAAAGGCAAGACUCCACUUCGAAAGAGGCACGGCAGCUCCCACCAGACGGGCCAGGCCAAGCCGUUUCCCCCGGAGGAGAGCAGCUGUGAGAAAGGCUGUCAGGUCACCAGUGAGCAGAUCAAAGCCGAUAUGAAAGCAGCUAGGGAUGUCUCUGAAAAGAAAAAAACCAAGGAUGUUCAUCCCAGCUGCAGCAGCAGCAGCAGCAGCAGCAGCAGCACAGCUGCCAGCACAGUGGGAAACGCCAGCUCACCCAGCACUGCUUCCCAGAGCCCGGACUUUGUAAGGACGGUGACCAGCAGUGGCUCUUCCGAGCCCAGCCCUCCAGAAGUGGAUGUAUCCAGGCAGUGUGUCUGCUCCCCUGGUGGGUCAGAGGACUCUGAGACCAUGGAGGAGGGAGAUGCAGAGAGCUCUGUCUGCCCCAGAUGCUGCUGUCUCAGGCCCCAGGAAUCUCAAAGGAGAAAUGGCAGGUGUUCUGAUGAGGAGCGUCCUUCCACCAGCCGAGCCUGUGUUGUGAAUGGCGCGGAUGGUACGAGAUCCGCCUUUUCCUUUAGGACUCUGCCACAAGGGGGGUCUUCAGGCCCAGCACAUGAUGAGAGGACUAAUGGGAGUGGCUGUGGGGCUACAGGUGAGGACAGGAGGGGGAGCUCCCAGCCUGAGAGUUGUGACGUGCAGUCUAAUGAAGACUACCCUCGGAGGCCCCUAACCAGGGCCAGGAGCAGACUGUCCCAUGUACCGCUGAUAUCUGAGUCAGAAGUUGCCAAAACAAAGCCAUGCCAUGCCAUGAAACGAAAGCGAACUGCAGAUAAGUCUACCAGCACCAGUGACCCUGUGAUUGAGGACGACCACGUACAGGUUCUUGUAUUAAAAUCCAAAAAUCUUGUUGGAGUCACAAUGACCAAUUGUGGAAUCACAGAUCUAGUACUGAAAGACUGUCCCAAGAUGAUGUUCAUCCAUGCUACCAGGUGCAGGGUACUGAAGCAUUUAAAGGUAGAAAAUGCACCGAUUGUAAACCGAUUUGACUAUGCACAGUGCAAGAAACUAAAUAUGGAUCAGGUACUAGACCAAAUACUGAGGAUGCCUCCGGAGAGGAACCGGAUCAUCUACCUGCGCCCAAUGCAGCAGGUAGAUACACUAACUCUGGAGCAGAAGCUUUUCAGCGGCCCCUACCCCUAUCACAUCUGCAUCAUCCAUGAGUUCAGCAAUCCUCCCAACGUGCGGAACAAGGUGCGCAUCCGCAAUUGGAUGGACACGAUAGCCAACAUCAAUCAAGAGCUCAUUAAAUAUGAAUUCUUCCUGGAAGCCACUCGGACUGAAGAGGAUUUAAAGAAGUACCCUAAGUAUCCCUGGGGGAGAGAAAUCUACACUUUAGAGGGUGUUGUGGAUGGAGCGCCAUAUUCCAUGAUUUCCGACUUCCCUUGGCUGAGGUCACUGCGGGCCGCAGAGCCCAACAGCUUUGCCAGAUAUGACUUUGAAGAUGAUGAAGAGAGCACCAUCUAUGCUCCUCGAAGGAAAGGACAGUUGUCUGCAGACAUUUGUAUGGAGACAAUAGGAGAGGAGAUCUCAGAGAUGCGCCAGAUGAAGAGGGGCGUAUUUCAGCGAGUAGUGGCGAUUUUUAUUCACUACUGUGAUGUCAAUGGAGAGCCAGUUGAAGACGACUACAUUUAAAUAGACCUUUCCUGGCUCUUCUGGCCCAGAGCGGCCAAGAGUCUACACAGGAACCUUGGGCUUCGAAUUGGGAGGCCCUGGCUCAGUUUGUUAUAUAGGAAAUAUAUAAGGAACAUGGAAAUUGUAUACAAAGAUUUAUAUAUAGAAGAAAUAUACAAAGAUACUUCCAAAAGUAACAUCUUUAUAUCCUAUGUUUAUACAUCUUAAUUUAAAGACAUCAUUUGAAGGCAGGCAAAUCAUUUAGCAGUGGUUGUGUUCUUUUCCUGACUUAGUUCUCAGUGUCAGGCGACUGAGCCCUUUGCCUCUGCUCCUCACCACGUUCGUCCUUCAGUCUGUGCCUUUUUCUUCUCCAGCAGAGCUGUUUGAGUCACCCUGCUAAAGAGUGUUGUAUCUUGUGUGUGUUUUGUUACCACGAUGCCAACUCAACCCUUAGUCAGAGAAGAUUAUGUUUCUGUACUAAGAUGUAGUUCUUCUUUUCUUGUGUUUAUAUUUGGCAUAUUCAUUUACAUGAAAAGAUUGAUGAACUUAAAUAAAUCUGAAGGGCAAAUAGAGA